Molecule: messenger RNA, 972 nt
Organism: Eruca vesicaria subsp. sativa (arugula)
Lineage: Eukaryota; Viridiplantae; Streptophyta; Magnoliopsida; Brassicales; Brassicaceae
Source: the annotation of a GenBank genome assembly
AUGGCGUCUGAAGAGAGCAUGAUGAUCAACUCUUCUUCAUUUUUAGAUGAAGAGUACGACGAUACAGAUGAUGGGUUUCAUUACCAGACAAGGCAAAGCAGUUUGUCUAGGUUAUCCAUCUGCACGACCUCCUUCCACGACGAGGAUGAAGAUAACUUAACAAACCAUCCUUCCGAGCUGGGUAACUUCAUCUCUGAGCUUUCGCUGGAGAGCUUCGAUGACGUUGGAGCCGAGGCGGACGGAGAAAUCUCCGAUGACCGUGAAGAUUCUGAUUCCCAUAAGGAACCUAUUGGCUUCUACUUACUCCCGACGAUCAUGUCUCGCCAGAGAAGAAAAGUCACUGUUUCCACUGAUGGCAGUAAGUGUAAUUUAGUUAAGCAAAGAAGAGUGUUAAGAGAAAAGUGUAAAAGAGGGAGUCAGUACGGUCACGGGUUUAACGGUGUGGAGAGAGAGAGCGAUGGAGACGGAAACCGUUACGGGGGAGGAGGAGAAGGAGAGUUAACGGUGUUAACGAAGGUGAAAGGAGGCAAAAAGUCAAUGAAGAUGGGUUAUGAGGAAGUGAAGGCUUGUAGAGACCUCGGGUUCGACCUGGAAGUUCCGGGUCGGGUUUCAGUAUCCGCCGGGUCAAACCGGGAGACUCAGACUAGUAGUGGCGGCAACUCUCCUAUUGCCAACUGGCGUAUCUCAAGUCCUGGAGAUGAUCCGAAGGAGGUUAAGGCGAGACUGAAGAUGUGGGCACAAGCAGUAGCUUUAGCUUCUGUGUCACGUUAAGGCUUUUUAUGUUCGGGUUUGUCACACAGUCUUAAGAGUUACUACGAGUUUUUCUUAAAAUAGUAACUCUUCUUUUGGCUUUGUAAAUAUGAAAGCUAUACUGUAUUGUUUUGUUCAAGCUAUAAUACUACACAAUGACUUGUAAACAAUUCACCUUGAUUAUGUGUUACUCUUUAGUUUGGAAAGCAAUAAUAAUGAGGA